Molecule: messenger RNA, 2662 nt
Organism: Tricharina praecox
Lineage: Eukaryota; Fungi; Ascomycota; Pezizomycetes; Pezizales; Pyronemataceae
Product: Lipin/Ned1/Smp2-domain-containing protein
Exons: 5
Coding region: 87-2579 (830 amino acids)
Biological process (GO): triglyceride biosynthetic process; fatty acid catabolic process
Cellular component (GO): nucleus
Molecular function (GO): phosphatidate phosphatase activity
Source: RefSeq, a predicted model, not a curated record
ACAUCCUCCCAGCUUGAUACCCACCCUCUCCCCUCCCACGGCACCUCGUUGCACUUCAUCGCACCCCGCCUCAUAGCCCCGCCACGAUGCAGUAUGUCCGGUCUCUCAGUGGUUCUGUGUCAAAAACAUGGAAUUCAAUAAACCCAGCAACAUUGAGCGGUGCCAUUGACGUGAUAGUCGUGGAACAGGAUAAUGGCGACCUGGCAUGUUCUCCUUUUCACGUCCGGUUCGGAAAGUUCUCGCUCCUGCGACCCUACGAAAAGAAGGUGGAGUUCAAAGUCAACGGUGCAAGAACGGAUUACUCGAUGAAGCUCGGCGAAGCCGGAGAGGCUUUCUUCGUCUUUGAAACUUCGGGGAUUGUGCCUAGAGAUUUGCAGACGUCGCCAUUAGUAUCACCAGCAUCGAGUCCGCGCUCGGAACCUUCUGUACCCGACGCUACGUCAUUGCAAGAACCAGAUUUCCUCGACAUAGCGGAUUUCAGCGGAACAGCGAAACCGACAGUGCGCCCGAAUCGCGCGCAAUCGGAUCUGAGGGCACAGUCGGAUUUCGGCAGCACGGCACCCCUCGCAAAUGCACCGUCAGAUCUUAUGCGCCCGGCGAGUGGUGACUGGUCGGGGACGUCGUUGGCGAUGGAGCGGAGUCAAUCCGACGAGGUGCUCACUGUCAGCAGCAGCAAUGGGCGUCGCUACACUACUGCCGGCGAUAUGAACGGCCCGGUGAGAACACGCUCUCCACCACCACUGGAACGUGCGGCGGCUGUCGAGCGCGCCAUGGCGUUAUCGCGCAAGCUGUCGAUCUCGAACAUCCAGACGCACAUCACAAAUCAGGGUGACCUGAUGCUUGACAUGCACGGCUACAAGUUGGACCAGGAGGAUACCCUUGAAGCUGAGAAGCUGGCUCGGAGAAUCCUCGCCGAGGAACUCGACGGUGAUUACGAUUUCGGCUCCUUGAUCGGCGCUGAUAGAGACGGGAAUCUUUGGAUCUAUUCCAGCGAAGAGGCAAAGCAGAAGGCCGGACGGCAGGAAGGAUUCCUUCACGCCAUUGAGACCGCGGUCUCGGAUGGAGGCUACUCCUCGGAUGACGCAAAGAGUGGGUAUUCCUCGGGCGAGGACAAACGCGCCGUGCGGGCUACCUCGACUCCGGCUUCAACCCCGCCCUCGUCACCUCCCCCGGGCGGCCGCGAAUCCGGAAUCGACUCCAGGAGCUACGCAAAGACAUUGCGCCUGACCUCGGACCAGCUCAAGAGCUUGGACCUCAAGCCUGGCAGCAAUGAGAUUUCCUUCAGCGUCAACCGCGCCACCUGUACUGCCUACAUGUACCUAUGGCGGCAUGACGUCCCCAUCGUCAUCUCCGACAUUGACGGAACGAUCACCAAGUCCGACGCCCUCGGGCACAUCUUCACCAUGGUUGGACGGGACUGGACGCACCUAGGCGUCGCGAAGCUCUACACCGACAUCGCCGCCAACGGCUACAACCUCCUCUACCUCACCUCUCGCUCCGUCGGGCAAGCGGACACAACAAGAAACUAUCUCAACGGCAUUGUCCAAGACAGCUUCAAGCUCCCUAAGGGGCCCGUGAUCAUGUCUCCGGACCGAACCUUUCAUGCGUUACGGCGAGAAGUUUAUCUCCGCAAGCCGGAGGUGUUCAAGAUGGCGUGUCUACGGGACAUUUUUAAUCUAUUUGGCCCUGGGCACACGCCGUUCUACGCGGGCUUCGGAAACCGUCUCACGGAUGCGCUGUCAUACCGCAGCGUCAACAUCCCCAGCACUCGGAUCUUCACGAUCAACAGCAAUGCCGAGGUGGUGCUGGACCUCCUCUGUCUGACCAAGUACAAGAGCUCGUACGUCAACAUGCGGGAUCUCGUCGACCACUUCUUUCCGCCCGUACACAAGGUGGUCGAGGAGGAGUACACGGACUUCAACUUCUGGCGCGAGGGAAUCAUGGAUCCGGAAGACUUCAGUGAUUCUGACGAUGAGGGGCGCGACCAUGACGAUGAUGAGGACGACGACGACGAUGAGGACGCUGGGUACAUGGGUGAUUCGUACAUCGAGGACGGCGAGGAACUUGAGGACGAAGAGGGCGACGAUGAGGACGAAGACGACGAGGACGAGGAGGACGAGGAGUACGAUGAGUCGCAGAGUCAACUCGCAGACAGUAUUCUCCUCGAGCAGUCCCAGCACCAGCCUGAACUCCAGCCCCAACAACAACCUCAACAACCCCAACAACAACCACCGCACACACCCCAACCAGAACCCGAAGUCGAGGAGGAGAAAGAGGAUAAGAAGGAGAAGGUGGAGAAGGCAGAGAAGGAGCAGGACGAGGAGGAAGACAAACUCCCACCGUCCGAUCAAGAAAACAUCCGCGCGCAGCAAGAAAAGGGCUCCGCAAAGCGGUUCUACGCUGGCAUGAAGAACGACCUGGACGGGAGCCGGUUCGAGCAGGCGAAGGAGUUCGCCGAGCACGAGCUGGGAGCCCUCGGCAACGAGAUCGUCAGCGAGUUUGGGAAGCUCACGAGUUUGAUGCGGCCUGAUGGCGGGAAGAUGGAGGAGGCCAGGGAGAAGGAGGAGGAGGAUUUGUAGGAUUUCUUGGACGCGGGUAAGGGCGGGGGAAGGGGAAAGGGUGGAUGGGUGGAUGUAGGUUAUUACGAGGGAGGGAGGAUGGG